Messenger RNA from Volvox carteri f. nagariensis, 807 nucleotides. RefSeq lists its product as uncharacterized. Bases 1 to 807 code for a protein of 268 amino acids. The transcript is spliced from 6 exons. NCBI's taxonomy places the organism in Eukaryota, Viridiplantae, Chlorophyta, Chlorophyceae, Chlamydomonadales, Volvocaceae. Gene Ontology annotation, molecular function: oxidoreductase activity. The record is from RefSeq and is a predicted model, not a curated record.
AUGGCGUCGGAAGGCACGGAAAUGGAAUUUUGCAAGGAUCGGCAGAUCCAAGGGAUGGAAAGCAGAGCUGUCGGCUCCAGUGUCAAGUCCGAGGUGGCCAUUUUGGGUCUACUGCUUGUGUCGGGCGCAGCCGGCCUCGCCACCUCCAGCGCCGCCGUGACCGCCACAAUGUUUCUAGGAGGUCUAACUACUUGGCUGAUUUUUACGCUGCCCGACUAUGUACAAUCGCAAAAGCGCUCCUCCGCCGGCGCCGCCACCUCAACUAUCCCCGCCGCCGUACCCGCUAAGGGAGGUAGCGGCGACGCAACCGCCUCGCAGGCCCCGUCCUCUACGGCAGCGGCGGCGGCGGCCUCGUUGCCGUCUCCAGAUGCCGUACUGGCCCUAAUCAAGAAGCGACGUUCCAUAUUCCCCAAGGACUACGACGGGCUUCAAGUACCCCGGGAGGAACUGGAGAUGCUGCUGGAGGCCGCCAACUGGGCGCCCACUCACGGUCAAACGGAGCCCUGGAGGUUUGUUGUAUUGGAGGGCGAAUCUAAGCGUGAGAUGGAGGAUCUUACCAUGGAUCUGUGUCGUACAAGACUGCCCGAGGAGAAGGCGGUCAAGACGCUGGAGAAGCUGCAGAGGAAGCGAGACAGCACGUGGGGCAAGGUGGCUCGCGAGUCGCCCGAGAUGAAGGCGCUGCUGGGUCUUGAUCCCGCUGACCGGGUGAUGGGGUUUUUCACUGUGGGGCGAAUUGAGCGGGAGCGACUGGAGGGUUAUCGAGCCAGCCGGGGACCCUGGUUAGAUAAGGUCACUUGGAGGAGUUAG